CAGAUCCCAACCAACCGGCUGUAUUUGUGUCAAAUCAUAAUACUAAAGUCGACAUAUUUUGAAUUUAGAAUAAAAAUAGCAUUGGAAAAUGUUGAUUGGCUGUUAUAUGGUUGUGAGUAUUGUAUUAUUUAGUGUAAUAUGUGAUCAAACUGUCACCAAGAAGAGACAACGAAGAUAUUUACUGUUUACACCGAACACACAGUGGGGUGUCUUUGCAACAGUGUCGAUCCCCCUACAUCCUGAAUCCUACGUAAGCGUCGCCUGGUUCCUUGAAGCCAACUACUACAAUGUCGCGAAUGCCACCUACUUCGAACCUCUGCUUGGCGAUAUUGAAACGAUAUCACGAAAUAGAGAUGAUCGCAGCAUACAGGCCCCAGUAAAAGUAAUUACCCGAAGCAGCAUAUACACACUAAUUGAAUCCAUGUUGGAGAAAAAUGGGUAUCCUGGCCGGGCGUGCUUGCUGAAACUUAUCUGUGAGAAUGCCCACACUCAUUUCUUGCAUAACGGACUAAUGGGAGAUCUGAUAUACCUAGUGCUCACGCCAUCCGCAUCAAUGUCUGAAGACGACAUAGAUGACAGUUUCUACGAAGCAGAAUACUACGGCUUGGACAAUAAAUGUAGAAAAUACACCAGGGAUUGCCCGUCGAAUCUUCUCGAACGAAUUUCUUUGUAUGCUGAAUAA
Spodoptera exigua (beet armyworm) is the source of this 682-nucleotide messenger RNA. Lineage: Eukaryota; Metazoa; Arthropoda; Insecta; Lepidoptera; Noctuidae. The record is from the annotation of a GenBank genome assembly.